Molecule: messenger RNA, 4903 nt
Organism: Anolis carolinensis (green anole)
Lineage: Eukaryota; Metazoa; Chordata; Lepidosauria; Squamata; Anolidae
Exons: 13
Coding region: 358-3429 (1023 amino acids)
Biological process (GO): proteolysis
Molecular function (GO): serine-type endopeptidase activity
Source: RefSeq, a predicted model, not a curated record
AUGUGCCCUAAACUAGCUUGUUCUUCUCAGGAAUGGCUGUUCCAUUGCAAAGGCUAACAUAAAAGUCAAUGGCAAAUCAGGCCGGUUUCUGACCAUAGUAUUGGUGGUUUCUGACUGAGGUAUUGAUGGUUAUAUUUCACCUCAGGCAGCAAAAUACCUGGUAUUAGGCUCCCAGAGUGCUAUGAAGCUGAGGUCACAGAUGAGUCUCUUGUGAGCUCAAAGGUUCUAUCCCAGACUCCUCAGGUGCUGACUCAACUCCUUGUCUCAAUGGAGCCUGUGGAUUGUUCUGUCCCAUCUCACCUUCCAUAUGAAGCCGCUUUAUGACUUCCCAGACUCCUCCUGCCAUAGAGAGGAAGGAUGGAUCUUCUCCUUGGGCUCUGUACCCUCUUCCAGCUAUUUCUGUCCUCCUCCAGCAUCUGUGGCUUUCGACAACAGAGGCCCAACUUGGACAGGCUCCCAGAAGAGAGUGAAGAACCAGAGGCUCCAUGGAUAGUGAACAUUUUUGGUAAUGGGAAUCGCUGCCAAGGAGUUGUCCUGAGCAGCUGGUGGGUCCUGACAGCAGCCAACUGCUUCCUGUCGAUGAUGCCAAGUCAUGUAGAGUUGACUGGGGCAAGUGGGCGGACUGCCACUGAGACGGUGAGCCAGUUUGUCCCACACAAGGGCUUCAGUUCCUGGGAUGAACAACCUAAUAAUGACUUGGGACUCGUUUUGCUUGGCCAACCACUUGAUCUAGCAAGGGAAGAUGUGUGGCCAGCUUGUAUCCCCAGUGACGACACAGCUUCCAAUACACGGGAAGAAUGUAAGAUAUUUGAACGAAAUGAGAAAGGAUCCAUACAGGAAACUAAAGUGAAUGGUUUGGAGACAUCGGAAUGUGCUAUUAUUUGGCCUGACACAAAAAAAGAAUUGAAUUUGUGUGUUGCAAGAAAUAUGUCAAAUGGCACAUAUUGCACGGUGCCUGUUGGCAGUCCUGUGGUCUGUCAUAACCCAGGCAAUGGGAAAUGGGAAGCCAUGGCCAUCGUGACCCAGAGCUUGCUGAACUGCACAGCUCCUAUCCUGGCCGCCCAGCUUCUAACUCAUCUACAGUGGUUGAGGACAGAAGGAGCAGCAGAGGACACUGAGGAACCGUCUCCUGUACCAGAACAAACAUUGACAUCAUCAUAUUUCACAUCUGAACCAAUUCUGCAAGCAUUAAUAGUUCAGCACAUCACUGAGGAACCUUCAACGCCAGCAAAGCCUCUUUCCACAGCCAAUAAUGUAAUUCUUAUAGCACACUCCACAGCCCAGAAAUUACCAUAUGAAACACCAAUAAAAAUGCAGUAUGUUCCCCAAACUACAAAUCCACUUACAGCUACUAGCCAGUCAUAUACAACAGCCAAAGAAACAUCUGCAGUUCCCUCCACAACAAAUCAGCAAACAUUAGCAGCAGCACAACAAUCAUUUGUAACAUCCACGGCAGCACAACAGUCAUCUGUAACAUCCACGGCAGCAGAACAGCCAUCUACAACACAACAAUCAACAUCAAUAGUCUCUUCUACACCCAAACAAGCAACUGUAAAAACCCCAACCUUCAAACCACCACAUGUAAUAAUAAUACCUGCUACCACACCAAGGACAACAUCCCCCCUGCCAACAACUGAUGUUAAUCGAGGUGCACCUGUUAGCUUUGUUGUUGCGGGUUCCCGGUCCCCCAGGAAAAAGAGAGAAGAAAGCCAACCCACCGAUCCUGCACUGGCGUUAAGUAUCCCACCCGUAAUUCUCCAUUUGGGACUCCCGGUCCAGGUGAAGCUAAAGCAGUGUGAGAUUGGACUGGCAUGGAAUAGCGACUCUCAUACCUAUCAACUCAGCAAGAUGGCAAUUCUGAUAGAUCGCAAAGUCGGGUGUGGGCUGCGGCCUGGAUUUGUGCCACAGUGUCCGAGCUGCUCUGAGGCUGAAAUGGGUGAAUUUCCCUGGAUUGUUUCUCUCAGACUAUCCAUCCAACACUUUUGUGCUGGCUCCAUUCUCAACCGUUGGUGGAUUUUAACCACAGCCAACUGUGCCAAUCUUAUAAAGAAUUCGGAGGCUUUGGCGCUGGUAGGGGUUGGAUUGAUAGAUGUCACUAAGCCAACGCACUCAGUUCAGAUCCGCCAGGCUCUAACACAUCCCAAGUCGUUGGAACAGGGAGAUCUUCACAACCUGGGACUUUUGGAACUGGAGAAACCACUGGAUUUUGGGCCUCUUGUUUCACCUAUUUGUAUCUCAGGAAAGGCAGACAUGAUGGGUGAUUUCAGAGACUGUUGGCUGCCAGGCUGGACCGUGCUAGAGGGAGGCCCUACUGUACUAUUGAAAUAUCACAUAGACAUCUUGAACAUCAGCAGCUGCAACCAACUGGAAGACAAACUCUCCAGUGCCAUCUUCUGUGUCAAAGUCCAGAUGGGCGAAGAAGGGAUUUGCAAGGGUGAUGUGGGGUCUCCACUGAUCUGCCCUGACCCCAAGGGUGGGGCAUGGCUUCAGCUGGGGGUGUUAAGCAGCUUUGAUGAAGCCUGUUCCCGUCCCUAUGUCUUCAGCAGCCUGUCUCACUACUUGCCCUGGUUGGAGAAGAUCACAAAGAUUGAAGGGCAUCGGUACAACCUUUCAGUUCCUUGGGAACGGCUUGGCCCAGCUAGGAACCUUAGGCUGCUGCGGGAACCAGAGACUUUGGUUGGAUGGAUCUCAGCACACUCAUCUUUGCCCUGGCAAGCGCUCGUUGCCACCUGUGCGAAUGUGACCUGCGGGGGCUCCAUCCUGAGCCGCUACUGGGUGCUGACUACAGCACAGUGCAUGAGAGAAGCGGAUCCAGAAGGUACUGCUGUUUUUGUGGGGUUGAUGCACCCCAAAGGCCACAUCAAGGGGGUCAGUGUGGCUGGGAUUUACAUCUCUAAUAACUCCAGUGUAGCUCUACUGCUUCUCCAGAGACCUAUCACCUUUAACAAGUACAUCACUCGUAUGGCUUCCUCCCCGACAGCAUCUUGGGAUAGCUGUAAAGUGAUGGGCCUGCAGAUACUACAAUCUGGUGAGAUUCAGGCUAACCCCAGUGCAUACCAAGUAAAAGUGCUACUACCUUCAGAUUGUGCCAAGGAAUAUCCUGGGGUCGAACCAGCCAUGUUUUGUAUCGUAAAUGAUAACUCUAGCUACCUGCCUGCUGAAGCUGUAGGUGAAGGUGCAGCCCUGCUGUGUCGUUUGGAAUCAAAAAGCACAAGUUGGAGGCAGGUUGGCUUUGUGAGUGCACCCCUUCCAGGAUACCAGGCGGUUAUUCUGUCCUCUUGCAUUUCCUCCUAUGCUGACUGGAUAGAAGAAACAUCAAAAAGAGCCAAGCACCUAGUACAUCUGUCCCAUGGAAGUGGACCCUGUAGGCCAAAUGUUUGGCUCCUCCUCCUAAUUCUGUCCUUAUUGGAAGGAACAGAGUUGGGUUGAAUGAAGGAACGAGAUGGCAAUUCCACACUUGGAACCUUCUUUGCGGAAUGCUCUUCCAACACAUUCCUUUGAGUGUGCCCUCAAAGAGAUUGGAUGAAGGGCUCGCUCAGCAUCAAUGGUGGUUUGAGUGCAUCGAUUUUUAUUUCUGCAUGUGGCCACAUUCUCAUCUGCGAAGGUACUACAGGGCUCCUUCACAGGAAACUGCCAAGCAAAAGGCAGCCCUGACUGCCCCCAGCACUAGUCCACUGGGAUUCAGCCAAGAUGAGCUUUUCUAUGCAAUGUCAUCAAUCCUAAGGAUCGUGAGGUGGUCUAUCAUGAAGACUGGGGGCUGCUGUGGGUUUUUAUAUCAACAGUUGCUUCAAUGAAUGAACUAAAUACAAUUAUGUCAAAUGAGAUGAAGACUGACAGAGGAGAUAAAGCUCAACCCCGAGGAAGAAGAAAUGAAUGAAUUAAUGAAUGAAUAAAUAAAUAAACCAUGGCUGAAGUUCUAGAGAAUUUUCCAUCCAUUUGCUGAAGACUUUGGAUAUAGUUGUGUUCUGUGGCCAGGUUCUCCCAUUACAACUCCCAAGCAUCUGGGUUGUGUGUAGAACACGCAUGUGCAGCUGGUUCCCAAUAUAUAAACAUGCAAGAUAACUUCAAACUAUGAACAAAUACUUAUUUUUUGGGAAAACUGAAUUCUCUCAAAGAGGGCCCAAGGUUGGGAUUUGAGAUCCCAUGGAAUUAGCUAUAAAGGGAAGGGAAGUUUGGGAAUGAAAACAAGUUGGGGUGGUGGGGAGGAUUGCUUCCAUGAUCUCUGGAUCUGUUGGUAGUCUGUUGCAGGUCAGAUUUGCUCAGUCAGUUGGGGACUCGUUCUUCCAAGCAGUUGAGACCAUCUCUUUUUCUCAUUCCUGAAAACACGGUUGAAAGUGUGGCUGGUGGUUAGAGAAAAUAAGUCUUCCCAUUUUACUCCACGUCGGUUUUAGAACAAAGGAAACGCAGGUGCAGAGACAUGCUGCAGACGGAAGGGCAAAGGAAUACCUGGCAUUCCACAGUCAGGGCCUCCGGGGCUGGAAGUUACUGUCUGUGAUUUACCUUCUUUCUGAACGGUGCCAUGUAAUUUUAGGUUCCUUCCUCUGUACCCCGCCAACUUCCAGCUUAUAGUCUUGAGUUUCAAGGCUUUGUUUUGCACACACAUUUGUCUCAUUUUUUGAUUGUGGCUUUGUUCAGGAAACCCAAACAUAUACCAGGUUUGGAGAGGAAGAGAUGGGAAAUGGUGCCCUCACACAUCAGGGUUACUUUGUGUGGCAACAGAACCUAACCGUUGAGAUUGUGAAAAUCCUGGCCCCAUCAGGGCAAGGGCCAAGUGAUGCCUCUAUGUGAUUCAAGUGGCGUUGUAAAUAAAAGGAAAAAAUUGGUGCUUCCUGACAUAUAGUUUGUUGUGCAAUCAUACUACCUCAUGAUUUUAUAGGAAAUAAACAAUUUGAAGUUCUCUGAA